Molecule: messenger RNA, 5953 nt
Organism: Uranotaenia lowii
Lineage: Eukaryota; Metazoa; Arthropoda; Insecta; Diptera; Culicidae
Gene: Sap130
Product: mucin-2
Exons: 6
Coding region: 828-4847 (1339 amino acids)
Biological process (GO): negative regulation of transcription by RNA polymerase II
Cellular component (GO): Sin3-type complex
Source: RefSeq, a predicted model, not a curated record
UUCGGAUGAUGUGAUGAAAAAAAGAAAAGCGCGUACAGUUCGAUUUGAGUGUGUCAUUUUCCGAGUGCGCUCCGUUUUUCCGAUCCAGAUUUGGCUGCAAAUGGUGACAGUUUCCGGUAGAAAAUUGUAAAAUAGUUAGCCCCCGUUCGUUGGCUAGCUGUUAGUGAUAAAAUUGUUGCUAUUUCCAUUGUGAUUGAGGUGGAAUAUUAUUUUCUCGUCUAGUUGUGAACAAAAAAAAACUGAAUCGGCCAUCGUCUGCCUUUACCAGAGAAUAGAGGUUGUGGCACAAAUAAAAAACUGAACAUUGCGUUCUCGUUGUCCCGUUGCCCUGAGUGGUAAUCCGGAUUGUUUUGGACGCUGCUAGUGGACAAGAAUUUUCCUGUGGGAAAGUGGUUUCUAUACCGAUUGCUAGAUAUCUGACUUAUUCCGGGCAAAAAAGUGCGCUUGGCAAAAUAUCUCGGCUUCUCGUCGUCUUGCAAGUUCCAGUUGGUCCAAGUUGGCCAUGGCUCGAUUUGCCUUGUUGCUAAGACGAAUUUCUAGUUGCCACCAAAGAUUGAGGAUUCGGAAAAAUUGUCAAAGUUGAAAGUUAUGUUGGCAAAAUUAAAGUAAGCAAAGUGAAAAUUUUCAAAGCCUCACUACAAAAAAUUGCCUCAAAAGGGGAGCACCAUAAAAAAAGUACAGUCCUGAAGAAGUAUCGAAAAAGUCGAAAAAAAAAAUUAAACAAAGAAGCAGUACAAUUUUCGUUUCGGUUAUUUUCGUGGAUACAAUUAGAAGAUAGAAUCGUCCAAAUCUGCUUCUUAUAAGCGUAGUCCGGUAGUUGAGAGAAAAUGUCCGCACCCGACGGGGACAAAUCAGGCUCUGGCGGAGGAGCCAAGCUGCAAGUCACGGGAGGGCCGUCAUCCGUGGGCCUUGGAGGAGUUACCGUUUCCGGUUCCGUUGCUAGUGGGGGUGUGACGGCUGCAACCGCGUAUCCGAUCGAUCUGGCAUCGAAGGUUUUGGUGCGCCCGACGGAGAAAACAAAUAUGCCAACGACGUACAGGAUCGGAAACUCGGCCGGCAAUCAGAUGCGUGUAGUGAUACCGAGCAGUGCAACCCCGCAGACAUUCUACAGACAAGCGAUCAAUCUAAAGCAAGAUACAACCACCAACCGCACUCAAAUCACGGCCUUGCCAGCUCGUACAGUUACGCAAACGUCAAUCACCGUAUCGCGACCGCAAACUCCAACAACGUAUCACGUACCGGCUAGAGGUCCGACAACUGUAACAAAUAUUCAAGGGCCACGAGCAACAAUCACAGCUCCUAUAAGGAUUCCAACCCCUCCGAUCAGUGUUGCUAAUUUAAAUACCUACGUUAGGCAGUCAGUUCCAUCGAGAACGUCUUCACCUUCGGCCACCAUUAUUUCCCAAGGAACAACCACUUGGAUGCCUGGCAAUGUACAAGUUCAAGUUCCGACACAGCUCAUCCGGGCGAAUAGCAUCACGCAGGCUCCUCGGGCUAGGGUUGUGGCACAGACAAUUCCUACCAACCAGAAUCCGUCGAAUGCCAGCAAUACUGCAACUAUAACAGCCAACGUGGUAGCCCAUCAGGCAACGACACAAGCAAAUCAACAGAAUGUCUCUAUCAGUGGUACCAAUCAAUCUCAAGCUUUUGUAGCCACGCUAGCUACGGCUGUUCUUCCCCAACCUCAACGGCAGAUAACUUCGACACUUGUUUACACUAACAACAGCUCUCAGCAACCGUACACCAGUGGCAACAAUCCUCAGCGAUUAACAUUGGCCACGACUUUGUCCCCUCAGCGUCCAGCAGCCGUUCGACCAAUUCAACGUCUUCCCACGACUAAUAUUGGGGUUCGUGUCACGGCUGGCAGUAUCAGUAUUCGUACUCCGAGUGUUCCAGUGCUUGCUCCAUCAACCGUACUGACGACGAUAGCUUCCGGAAGUGUCGGAACUCAGAAUCGAUCAGCGACCGUAUCGACGGCUAAUAUUUCAAACGCAAUCCCUGCUCGUAUCAUACAAGUGCCAAAUCCUCAAAACGCUCAAGUCAUAAGCGGAGGCCGUUUGCCAACAAAUUUACUCAACAUUCAACCGCUUCUGGUGAGCAACAAUCGGAUUCCACACAGUAACAUCCAGCCUAGCCUGACAAUAGCACAGGUGGGAAAACUAACCCCCGUUGCAGCAGCUUCGAUUGGCAACAGCUCCGUUUCCACACCAACUGGUCAAGAUUCUUCAGUUGGAAGCGGUGGAGGAACAACCACUCUUCAAACGGCUUCCGGUCAACAAAUUGUUGUAAGUUCAAGCCAAGUCGGCGUAGGUACUCUUGGAUCAAACGUAGGUUCCGGCUCAACAGCUACGAUUAUAACUGGUAAUUUGAUAUCGAAUCAGUCUGGCGCAGGGACAGGUCCAUCUCAAUCACAGGGACAAAUAACACAGAUCGUGAAUGUGAAUCCUAGUUCAGUUGGCUCAGCUCUAUCUGGACAAGCACAGCAAAUUGUUACGGUAAGCCAAGGUCAGGUGAUUGGCACCCAGCAAACCAUAUCAGUUUCCAACUCAGGUAGCGGAGGAUCGACAACGGUGAUUCCUAUUCCAUUAGCCAUUACCGGAGGACGAAAUGCAAACAUUCCUGUUUCGGUUGCAACUCUCUCUGGAGGACAGAAUCCCAUUAGUAUUGUAUCGGGUGGAAGCACUAUUACUGGAAUCGUGCGGACAACCAAUAGUGGUGCAGGUUCAGCCGGUAUUUCAUCUUCUACCAUGUCAUCGAUCGUACCGAUUGCCAAAGUAACACCACAACAGUUGAGUACUUUAAGUGCCAUCGAUACAACCAACAGUUCUGCCCCAUAUUCGGUUUCCGGUACUGGAGCUUCGUUGUACAUACAAACUAGACCGCAACAACCGAUUGUCACAACUGUUGCAAGUACUGGAAAAACAAGUACGCUAAAUGUUGUUUCGGGAAACACAUCCGGGACGCUUGGCAGUGGUACAGGAGGUGCUUUUCUUCCUACAUCAACAUUCUAUUACGAAAGAGUUACGCAGUCACCUGCAUCGUCAGCUCAGCCGAUCACUACUUCCGGUAUUUCAUCAAGUACAACAGCUCCUUCAUCGACCACUAUUACAACUACCAGUGCCAUUAGCGGUCCCGUUUUUUCGAUCUCUUCCAGUACUCUCGGAAGUAGUUCAGCAGCAGGAACUUCCGGUAACAUUGUUGGAAUUCCCUCAAAUCAGUUAAGUUCUGCAAAUGUUAUUACGACAUCGGUGACUUCCUUGCCAUAUGCACCCACUGGAGGAUCGUUCACUAUAGUACAAAGUGGAGGACGAAACAUUACCGGUCCCAUUCACGGUAUUGUGUCAACUUCAAACAAUACUGGCGGCAUACAGUCAAUUCCACAAGCACAAUCAACUCCACAACAACAGUCAUCGACUACACAAAUUCAGGCAGUACCUGUACGCUUCCAUCCACAUCUGCCUGUUGAUGGUGGCCAAACCCAGCAUUUCAUAGUAACGGGUUCAUCUGUUUCUUCUGCUGCUGCUGGUCAACAACAGCCACAGUCAGCUCACAUGCUUAUUCCAGUCAAUGCUGCCGGAAAUAAAAUAGAAUCACCCCAGUCGAGUGUCCUGCGGAAACGAGGCCUCGAAGGAACGCCUAUAAAAAUGGGUAAAGAUCUUACUCAAACUUUAAUUGCGAUGAGUAAUAAGGAACGGGGUAGGGAAUUGGAGCACCAACGAGAACGAGACGAGCGUGAAAUGUCACCGCCAUCUCGACCCCCUUCAACUGACGGUUCUACAACAGUAAGUGCUACUUCCAGCCCGGGUGCCGAUCAACAAGAGCAAGAAGAAAUAAAAGCCAUGGCGUACGCUAAUCGAAACGCCAACAGUGAUCUACCGUUUAAACCGGUCCAUGAAGAAAUAUUCCUGCACAGAGAACCUCAACUGCAAAUGAGUUCCUCGGCCAUCGAUUCGAGCUCAUCGCACAACUUCCAUCAUCCUGCUACUGCAACCGGAAUAAGUAGCAACGGAAACUAUGAGCAAUCGCCAAGAAAGAAACCACGAAAACAGAACGUAGCGGAAGGUUUAAAAUCUGCAGCCAAUAGUUUACAGUUCUACAGUAACAAUGAGCUCGAUAGUAGCUACCGAAUGGAAACUUCUAGUGGGCAUCCUAGCGCUGCCAGCGAAGGAUUCACUCAACAGCAGCAGCAGCAACAACAUCAAGCAUCACACUCGAAACAACCAACAAUCAACGUUGUCAACAACAAUGCAGUGGUGCUGUCGACCAAUAAUUCGCUCGCGGGAGGCAGUGUUAAGAUUUCGGAGGUGGCUCAUGGAUCAACAGUAGCAAACGCGGGCAAGAGUACAGCUGUCGCCCCGAAGGAGGGAACUGUUGCUCCCACCGCUGUGAGGAAACCAAGAAACGUUAGCAUGCUGGAGACUUACAAACAAAGCUGGAAAGCCGCUCAUAACCAUUUCCAAAGGUACACCGAUGUAAAGCAGCGUGAGGAACGACGUCCUUCAAUCGUUGACAUUGCCAAUCAAUCGCAUGUACUGCAAAAAGUCAACGGCUGGAAAAUUUACCAUCUUAGCGCGCAAAUCGAGGAUUUGUGUGAACUAGAAUCUCAAGCCUACGAUAAGCUGGAUCAAAUGUUGAAAAGCAUGGAAUCGACGGCGAAACCUUCGGUCGAAGUCGAGCGUAUUAACGAACUUCUGAAGGGUAACAUGCAGCGCAGUAAAAUCAUAAUUGACGGUAUCACUGAAGCGCGUACACAAAUCAUGAAGAUCUUCGAUCAUAAGACCCAUGUUUCCGAGAUUCUGCAGCGCUGCUCAUCGAAGCGUAACUUCAAAAAGCGAGAAAAAAGUUAAAUUUGAGAGCCCAUCAUAUAUUGAACGUCGUUUCAGCCAAGCUAGUUCGUCGUUCUAUCAACAACUUUAUUAAGAAAACAUCAUCCGUUGUACUAUUUAGUUAGUAAGCAAAAAUUGUAUAAUUUUUUUUCAGAACAUUGAAAAUUUUGGAGAAGAAAAGUGCUUCUAUAUUUUGUUGGGAAUAAAGGGAGAAUUGCUGAAAGAUGAAUAAUUCUAGCUACAUUAGCUACCUGUCGUCUAUCUUGUUCCCAUAUUUAAAAGCGCGUUGCACUUCUCCAAGUAUUGCGUUUAAAAGUGAAGUGUAAAUAUUUGAAAGUAAGAAACUUAAGUAAAGAACCUAGAAGAUUUAAGAAUUUCACGCAGCUUUUCUUAGUGAGACUUUUUUGAUGAUUAAGCUACAUUUAACAAUAAGUCGACGGAACUCUUUGCAACGAUCGGCUGUAUGCUUUGUAAGAUAUAAAUCUCUUGAUCCACGAUUCGCUCAUGCAGAAACGUAGAUCGCACCCGAUUAAUCAACUCGUGUUAAGUUAGAUGAUAACCCUUAAAGUGUUUUGUUAGUUUUAAGUGCAAUAACAUGUUUUAUCAUAUAUUAUUACGGGAAUAAAACUAAUAAAAAUAUUAAAAAAGUCAACCUUAAAGACACGAAUAGCGAAAUAUCGGGUGGUUCGAAUUACGUUUCCUGCUGGCUUCAUUAUUUGCCGCGGUUGAAACUUUUGUAUUUUUUCGCCUUUCAAACAAUAUUGUACAGAAAUCAAAACAAGAUAUCAUUGAUGUGUCAUAAGCAUAAGCUGCUCAAGUAAUCAUAUACUAUAUGAGUUUACAUGAAGAACAGAAAAAGCAGAUCGAGCCUUAUCGAUCCUUAAGCUUCCUGUGUUUGUUUUGAACUAAUGGAUCUAAAAUUGGUUCUGAGCGCCUAACAUUUUUUUAACUGUUCUUUUUUAAAUUACUUUUUUCAACAGCAGAUUGAUUUUUAUUAAAGUUAGUUAAACAGUUGAACAAGCUUAUGAGGAGAUUGCUGUACAGAUUUUUAUUAUUUAUAAUAAGCUGAUAAAUAUGUGUGUUACAAAGUAGCAGUUAUUGAAAAAAUAAAAUAAGCAAUAAUUUUA